This is a messenger RNA of Aspergillus vadensis CBS 113365, 1068 nucleotides long. Its product is annotated as sterol desaturase family protein. The record is from RefSeq and is a predicted model, not a curated record. Gene Ontology annotation, molecular function: iron ion binding; C-4 methylsterol oxidase activity. Lineage: Eukaryota; Fungi; Ascomycota; Eurotiomycetes; Eurotiales; Aspergillaceae. The coding region runs from base 19 to 1068 and encodes 349 amino acids. Gene Ontology annotation, biological process: ergosterol biosynthetic process. The transcript has a single exon.
CCACCCUUACCACCCAUCAUGAGCGGUACACACCCCAAUCCUAAGGAUUCAAUGAAGUCCACCUGGCGCCGGCUGGAUCGCGCCGAGUGGAGCGUCUGGCACUGGUUCUUCGAGAUCCUCGGCGUGCACCCCAGCAACCUCGACAAGGAGGUGCCCGUGCAUCCAAAGACCGAGAAGAUUCCCUACAUGAGAUCAUGGUCUCAGCACCUCUGGAUUCUCUACCACGCCAUCCUCCCCCUCGCCGUCCACCACGUCUACGUCUCCUACACGGGCCACAAUUUCACCGCCGUGGGCGCCUUCAUCCUCUACUCCGCCGCCUUCAAGCUCAUCGCCAUCCACCAACUCCAAGUCAUGCGCCGCAUGGGCCACGUCCUCGGUUUCCUAGACGGCGACCAGCACGGCCGUGACGAUGUCCCGGACGUCGGAGUAGCCAAGGUCGUCCGGUCCCUGCUCUCGACAUCAACCUUCCGGCCCAUCAUGACCGUCUUCCUCAGCUACCGAGUCAGCCAAGCACCAGCCCAGAUGAGCUGGGGCUGGCUACCGCUCGAAAUCGGACUAUACGGCAUCAUCCUCGACUUCUGGUUCUACUGGUACCACCGACUGAUGCACGAUGUGGGCAGUCUCUGGAAAUACCACCGGACGCACCACCUGACCAAGCACCCCAACCCACUCCUGACCCUGUACGCGGACACGGAGCAGGAGUUUUUCGAUAUCGCGGGCAUUCCGCUGAUGACAUACUUCAGUAUGAAGCUGAUGGGAAUGCCGAUGGGGUUCUAUGAGUGGUGGAUCUGUCAUCAGUAUGUGGUGUUCACGGAGUUGGCAGGCCACAGUGGAUUGAGGAUGCAUGCGUCGCCGCCAUCAACGCUGGAUUGGUUGUUGAAGUUGGUUGGGGCGGAGUUGGUGAUUGAGGAUCAUGAUUUGCAUCAUCGCAAGGGAUGGAAGAAGAGUCACAACUAUGGAAAGCAGACUAGGCUGUGGGAUAAGAUCUUUGGAACGUGUCAUGAGCGGAUUGAGAGUCGGGAGGAGAAUGUGGAUUAUGAGAAUCCGGUUAGGAUGCCGAUCUUUUAA